AAAUACUACUGCGAUUACUGCGAUAUCUACCUCACACACGACUCCAUGUCCGCCCGCAAAGCCCACAACACAGGCCGAAACCACAUCUCCAACGUCCGCGACUACUUUGCCAGUCUGGGCCACGAUACAGCCCAGUCAAUCAUUGAUCAGAUCGUGAUGAGUCAUGAGAAUGGA
Messenger RNA from Dioszegia hungarica, 174 nucleotides. Its product is annotated as U1 zinc finger-domain-containing protein. Gene Ontology annotation, molecular function: zinc ion binding; pre-mRNA 5'-splice site binding. Gene Ontology annotation, biological process: mRNA splicing, via spliceosome; spliceosomal snRNP assembly; mRNA 5'-splice site recognition. The record is from RefSeq and is a predicted model, not a curated record. The annotation marks the transcript as partial. The transcript has 2 exons. Lineage: Eukaryota; Fungi; Basidiomycota; Tremellomycetes; Tremellales; Bulleribasidiaceae. Gene Ontology annotation, cellular component: nucleus; U1 snRNP.